AUGUGCAGCAAACAACUCGCGACAAGCCUAAAGUUGGUUCUAACAAUUGACCCCGAAUGCCGCAUUACGGCGGCUGCUGGAGCAAAUAUCAACUGGGUUGAUGAGGCAAAAGUUGCAGAUGAUGAAAGAAAUCUUCUCUAUAUGAUGGAACACGACCUUCUGAACACCUGGAGUCUCGGGACGCUACACGGUAGUGGGCUGUCCCUCGGUUCUGGUGAGGCGCCACUUUUGGACUUUGAAUUAGCUCCUUUGUACCUCGCUGGGUGGACCGGCCUUUUGGGCCAUGCCAAUAGCCCAGACACCUUCUUCGUGCUAAAUAUGUAUACUCUGCACCAGUACUGUCUUCUUUCGUCUUCAGGGAGUCUCGGGGCGCUACGAGUACGACUGAUGAGCACAGAUAACCAAGGUUUGGAGGGGAUUGGUAUUCGUCUCCUUUUCAGAGAUUUGAAACGUGAAGCCAGCAUUUGUCACCUCCUCAAGCAUCCUCACAUUGUUGAACUUGUCGAGACUUACAGCAGUGAUGGCAUGCUCUAUAUGGUUUUUGAAUAUAUGGAGGGAGCGGAUCUUUGUCAUGAAAUCGUCAAAAGAGCGACUGCUGGUUUUAUCUACAGCGAAGCCGUUGCAAGCCACUAUAUGAGGCAGGUCCUUGAGGCCGUUAAAUACUGCCACGAAAACAAUGUAGUUCAUCGCGACCUGAAGCCUCACUGUGUUGUUCUGGCUAAUAAGCAGAAUUCCGCACCUGCCAAAAUAGGAGGAUUUGGAAUAGCAGAUCAACUGAACCCCGACAUCGACUGUUUUCCUGAUGGGCGCAUUGGUACCCCACACUAUAUGAGCCCGGAAAUGGUGCGACACGAGCCUUAUGGGAAACCUGUAGAUGCAUGGAGUUGUGGAGUGCUCCUAUCAGUCCUCCUUGGUGGCUCACUGCCUUUCUACGGAACUCGUGAGACUCUCUACUCACAGAUUCUCGAUGGUCAAUAUAGGAUGAAUUCGAAUGCGUGGAAUGCCAUUUCUUCUGAGGCCAAAGACUUGACUAUGCGGCUUCUUGAUGUUGAUCCAAAUCAUCGCAUGACAAUUGAGGAGGCCCUGAGACAUCCUUGGAUAGCGCAGAAAUCGCGAGCUCCCAAAACGCAUCUCCAUGCUACAGUUGAAGCCAUGAAACACUUUAACGCACGCCGUAGGCUUAAGAACGCAAUUCUUGCAGCUGUUUCCAGUACAAAAUGGGCGAGUUUUUACUCGGUUGCUAGUGGUUCUCAUGCAAGUGAAGCAGUCGAAGAUGAUGAGGUUACAUCUGCAGCUGUGAGUUUGAUACUUGACAGUCUGGAGGAAAUACAGUGUCUGACGGAAACUGGGCCUGAAGCGGUAGGACGGAAGGAAUUAGCAUUUCAGGACCAGCAACUCUGUGACCUCCUUGAGCUUUAUGAUUUAAUAAACAGUAAUCCUCUCUCCCCAAACGUAACUCUUCCUGAUAACGCUACAGCAAAGGCACAAGACGUUAUUGGAGAGUUAACUGCAACAGUUUCCGAAGAUUUCGUCCAUGACGCCGACGAGUUAAGAUACAUACUUACUCUGCCGCACUUUCGAGCUUUGAUACGAGCUCGUGACGUGAUUGCGCACGACGUGUACGGUGAAGCGGCGAUCCGGGUGACCCCUCCACCGACAACCGUCUUUGGCACAUCCACGACAAAUGGUGAGGAGGGAGGGAACGAUGAUAUUGAGGGGCCUACGGACUCCGGACAUCAUGUGACCAGGGUUCGUCUCGUCCAGUUUCAAAAGACUACAGAUGAGCCAAUGGGAAUUACGCUCAAGUUGAAUGAAGAGGACAAGUGCAUUGUUGCUCGAAUAAUGCAUGGUGGGAUGAUACACCGGCAAGGCACCCUGCAUGUCGGAGAUGAAUUGCGUGAAAUAAACUCCGAACUUGUCCAUGGAAAGUCAGUGGAGUACCUUCAACGCCGUUUGCGAGAAGCACGUGGAAGCGUUACCCUCAAAAUCGUUCCCAGUUAUCGCACCAACCCCGUUCAAUGUGAGAUAUACGUUCGCGCCAUGUUUGACUACAAUCCUGAGGCGGACGAAUUAAUUCCAUGCGCUCAGGCCGGAAUUCACUUUCACGUGGGUGAUAUUCUACAAAUUAUUAGCAAAGACGAUCAUAAUUGGUGGCAGGCAAGACUUUGGGGUUCGGAUCCGCAAAGCCCCGCAGGCCUUAUCCCGAGUCCGGAAUUUCAAGAAUGGCGAGCCGCCAGUCGCGCAGCCGAGUGUUCCCACGGACAUGGCGAUCAGCAAGUAGUUAAUUGUGGCUCAUGGUUUACGAGGAGGAAACGAGGAAAUCACGGUUCAGGACGCUCAGCCAGUGAACGCGCUCGAUACUCAGCUAUAUAUGACCAAUUAGACCUGUAUACAUAUGAAGAAGUUGUUCGUUUGCCCACAUUCAGAAGGAGAACGCUUGUACUGCUUGGCGCACAUGGAGUUGGGCGGCGACAUAUAAAGAAUUGUCUUAUACAGUCAGCCCCCGAUAAGUACGCCUAUCCGAUUCCGCAUACCAAUCGUGCGCCCCGUAAAGAUGAAGUUUAUGGAAAAAACUACUACUUUGUAACGCAAGAAGAGAUGAUGCAAGAUAUUACAAAUAAUGAAUACCUUGAAUAUGGUACCCACGAACAAGCUAUGUAUGGCACUAAGUUGGAUACAAUCAGACAGAUACAUGCGGCUGGGUUGAUUGCGAUUCUUGAUGUGGAGCCACAAGCAUUAAAAGUGUUACGAACCGCCGAGUUUGCUCCAUGUGUCAUCUUCAUUGCGGCGCCUGAUCUCAACACAAUUUUCUCGGACUUAAAUUGUCCAAACGACGGAAGUCUUGAACGUCUGGCGCGAGAGAGUCAGUUAUUGGAACAGCAUUUUGAGCACUUUUUUGAUAUGAAAAUAGUUAAUAACGACAUGGAGGAAACAAUUAAAAAACUGCAAGCCGGUAUUGAAGAGUUACAAACUCGACCACAAUGGAUUCCUGUUACAUGGGUCUACUGA
Molecule: messenger RNA, 3009 nt
Organism: Echinococcus granulosus
Lineage: Eukaryota; Metazoa; Platyhelminthes; Cestoda; Cyclophyllidea; Taeniidae
Product: Peripheral plasma membrane protein CASK
Exons: 19
Coding region: 1-3009 (1002 amino acids)
Biological process (GO): regulation of neurotransmitter secretion; protein phosphorylation
Cellular component (GO): plasma membrane; cell-cell junction
Molecular function (GO): signaling receptor binding; protein kinase activity; ATP binding
Source: RefSeq, a predicted model, not a curated record